Messenger RNA from Rhodofomes roseus, 1260 nucleotides. Its product is annotated as ubiquitin-domain-containing protein. Bases 219 to 1085 code for a protein of 288 amino acids. Gene Ontology annotation, molecular function: protein binding. The record is from RefSeq and is a predicted model, not a curated record. Gene Ontology annotation, biological process: post-translational protein targeting to endoplasmic reticulum membrane. The transcript has 4 exons. Lineage: Eukaryota; Fungi; Basidiomycota; Agaricomycetes; Polyporales; Fomitopsidaceae.
AGGUCGUCUGGAUCCGAGUCCGGGAUUGGCGGGUGUGACGCAACGUGUGACCGUGACAACGCGCGCAUGUCACGUUCUGUGCCCCGCAAUCGCGGCGGGUCGCCCUGGGUCGCCAAGUAACUUGAAGCUGUGCUCUCGAUUCUGUUGCAAUUCUCUCAAUUGUUCCUCGAAAGCAUCCAUCCUGAACACCCAGAACAACACCCCAGUCGAUAGGCACGAUGACUGAGCAAGCAGAGCUGGCGUUCGCAAAGACGUUCGUCAACAACCUCUCCUCGCAGCCCAUCACGUACGCGGACAGCUUCCAACAGCCUCCCGAGAGGUCACUGAAGAAGAUCCCGGUGCUACCGGUAGAACUGCCUCCUCUUCCUGAACGCAAGGUGUCACAAGCUACGCCCACAGGCUCCUUGAGCAUCACCUUCAAGUCUAUCAAGCCCGCGAAGAGUUACACGCUCUCCGUACAGCCCACCGACACCGUCUCAGGCAUCAAGGCGCAGCUUGCGUCAGAACUCGGUGCACCGCCCUCGGACGCGCAGAGACUACUUCUGAAGGGCAAGGCUCUCGCAGACAGCAAGCUCCUUCAGGAAUACAGCAUCAAGGACGGGGACACCGUCACGCUCAUGGUCAAGCCCGGCUUCGAUUGGGAUCCAUCGAAGAUGUCUACGCCAGCACCCGUCGCCGCGCCUGCGCCACAGAAGGCGGAGGGAGGGUCCAUCACGUUGCUUCCGGAGCAGCCUUCGCGGACCCGUGGAGGACACGGGCGUACGCCUUCUAUCGUUCUCUCGCCAUCCCCGUCAAUAUCGCCGUCGCCGGGAGAGAGGCUGGUCGACAUACCCCUCGUACUGGAUACGACCAACAUACCCGAGCCGUCCCAAUCUGGCGCGGCGAACACGCCGUACCACACGACCAUCUCGAAGCCUGCUUUCUGGGAGCAUCUGUAUGCCUUCCUGAAGUCCGAGUUCCCGAACGGCAGCGACGCGGCGCAGGCUUGGGAGGACUUCUUCUGCGCGAGCAAGGGCUCUUUGACUGUUUCUGAGAUCGCAAUGAUCCGUGAUAAUGUCGGUGUGACCGGCAUGGCAGGCAGUUGAGUUCAGGUUCGGGGGUCAUUCAUUUGUAAUUGUCAAGGGCUUCAUGGUCAUACCUCACGGAUAAUGCUGCAAUGGACUUUCGGAUGCGUUGUUGAUCUUUCAAGCUCUUCGAUGGUAUUUCCGGCUACAUACCGCGCUAUCCCUUGCUCCCAUAACAAAGCUCUUUCAGGUUGAA